AGAAGAAUGCGCAUCCUUGACCUUGUGCCGUUGGCCGGCCUGGUGCUGUGUGUCUCCGUGUCUGCGCUGCUCGUUGAGGAUGAUUCAGUUGUUGAAGAACCGAGAUUGAAAACUUUGGAUUCCGAAGAACCAGAUUCAUCAGAAGAAGUCCUGGCACCGAUGGGAGAGGGAGAAGUGGAUCUAAAUGGCGGAGAUAUGGAUCACCUGAAAGGAUCAUUGGCCCAUUUGUUGGCAGCACAGAGGAUUGCAUCUUUGAAGAAGUCCUUGUCAGAAAUGGAAUACGAGGAUAACCCCAUUUUGAGACGUUACGUGGCUCUAAACAAGAUCAAGAGCAUGGAGGUCGCUGUCAACAAGAUGAAGAGAAUAGUCGCAAUAGAAAAUGCGCGCGAUGAAGCCAAGAAAAGUGACGAACAGGAAGAACGACUGAAUAAGCUGAAAGAUUCGGAUAUUUUGGUUCAAGAGUAGAGAGUAUGUUGAGACAUCCUGGACCCGCCCCCUGGCUCCAGCAAAUGACCCACUCGCAUCUACACAUCUAGUCUGAGGCUGGAUUGUAAAUUGGGGUUUUAAUAAUUUAAUGUUUUUGUUUGUAGGCAAUGCCAAAAUGUGAUCUACUGUUGCCAGUUUUCUGAAAUUGUGCUAUUUAUUCAGACGAUUGAGAACGAUUGAAAAGAAUACAAUAAACAUACGGUAAUUAAUUCAA
Molecule: messenger RNA, 700 nt
Organism: Aplysia californica (California sea hare)
Lineage: Eukaryota; Metazoa; Mollusca; Gastropoda; Aplysiida; Aplysiidae
Source: RefSeq, a predicted model, not a curated record